Molecule: messenger RNA, 1011 nt
Organism: Dentiscutata erythropus
Lineage: Eukaryota; Fungi; Glomeromycota; Glomeromycetes; Diversisporales; Gigasporaceae
Source: the annotation of a GenBank genome assembly
AUGCAAACCGAGAGAAAAUACGAGUUUCAAUUUCAAUUUUCUAUAAGUUCUAAAACUUUAAUUUCUAGCUUCUCUCAAAAUCCCUUUUCAAGGCUUCUUUUCAUCUCUUAUCCUAUAUACAAAUCCGAAUCUGAUGGAACAGUUCUUUAUGGAAAAGGAUAUUGGGAUUUGGCUUUCGUUUCUUUUUGGGUGAUAGCCUUUACGUUAAUUAGAGAGUCUAUUAUGUUAUACUUAUUAAAACCUAUUGCAAUACGAGGUGGCAUUAAAAGCUCCAGAAAAAUCCUCCGAUUUAUGGAACAAGGUUAUGUUACUAUAUAUUAUAUGGUAGCUGCUUCAGUUGGUCUGACUAUAUUGUAUAACAGUUCCUACGGCUUUUUUGAAACAAGAAACUUUUGGAUUGGUUAUCCUCAUUAUGAAAUGACUCCUCUUUUAAAGUCUUAUUACCUUAUCCAAUUGGCUUAUUGGUUUCAACAAUCCGUGGUCUUAAUCCUUCAACUCGAGAGACCUCGUAAAGAUCUUUUACAAUUAGUUGCUCAUCAUAUUAUUACAAUUCUGCUAAUUGGUGGUAGUUAUAUAUCCAAUUUUACAAGAAUCGGAAAUACUGUAUUUAUUACAAUGGAUUCUUCGGAUAUUUGGUUAGGGUUAGCAAAAUGUUUGAAAUACUUGGAUUUUCCUGGAUUUAUUACCAACUCAAUGUUUAUAAUUUUCAUGUUAUUAUGGGUAUACACUCGACAUUAUUUAUUUGGAUUAGUCACCUAUUCUUUAUUUGCUGAAUCAUGUCUUCCUGAAAACAACAAAUGUAUUUGGGAUCCGCUAAAUGGUUAUUGGCUUACAUGGUGGUCCAAAUACAUUGUUUUAUUAGGAAUGACACUUUUACAAAUUUUAAUGAUUUAUUGGUUCACUCUCAUCUUGAGAAUUGCGUGGAAAGUCGUUAAUGGAAAAAACGCUGAAGAUUCUAGAAGUGAUAGUGAAAAUGAGGACGAAGAUAGCAUUUCAAAAAAAACUGAUUAG